Messenger RNA from Nezara viridula (southern green stink bug), 942 nucleotides. Lineage: Eukaryota; Metazoa; Arthropoda; Insecta; Hemiptera; Pentatomidae. The record is from the annotation of a GenBank genome assembly.
AUGACAACUACCCGUACCAACAAAGAGAAGCCCAGGGUGGAUAUGGAAUUGUGCUGGUGGGGGAAUACGAGGUUAGCUUUGGAUGAGGUUUUAAAGAAACCUCGACUCACGGGAACCUUCCCAUUUAGUGCAGGCGAAGUGGGUCAGUCGAUCCGACAUGUCCACUUUUCGGGAGAAUCGAAAUUCCAAAUUGAAUUUGGAACAGAACUGGCGGGAAGGGACGAGGCAUUUGAAGGCGAUAUUCAGGAAGCCACGACACACCGCAUAAUAGGAAUAGAUUACUCAAGGAAUAUGGAAAUGACUACAUACGCUUUCGAUGUAACGUUUGUCAGGAUUGUGAAGAGCAUCACCUCAACCAUAUACAACAUAUCAUCUCCAGUAUGGAUGAUUUGUAACCAUAAAUCCUUAAUAAAACUUGUGAGAUUGAUGGCAUCAGUGGAAAAGGAGUUGGACAAGGCAUCGCUGAAAUUGAACUUGAAGCCUCAACUUUCUUUCUUUUUGUUCCCUGCAAUGGCAACAGUUAUAGCCAUAGCUCAGUGCCUCUGGCUGUACCGGAAGAACGAUUUCCUCCCUGCCUUUUCACUGGGCAGUAUAAUUCUUGGUUUGCUUCCUUCCAUGUCCUAUCUUUGGCAAUACCUCGCCCUCCAUGAUGUUCUCAGAUCUCUUAUGCACAAAAUCAGAAAACUAGAUGACACCGAAUGCUUCGUUAAUUCCUACCAUUCCCUAAUACUCGCUUACCGUGCGAUUGAUAAACUUUACGGGUUGCAGAUUUUGAUGAGUUUCAUCAUAUCGAUGUUAUCUAUCUUACAUAGCCUGCAUUUCACUUUCUCUAGAACAUUCGAUAUCAUGAUGGUCUGUCAACUCCUUUGGACCAACUUUUAUUCCUCCUUGGCGUUACUUAUUAUCAGGAAGUGUGUCUCUUCUGUGGAAAAGGUAAGCUAA